CUGUAUAUAUAAUUUAAACCACUUUAUUUUUAAGACUGAAUUUAUUAUGAUUCUUGGGUGACUGUUUUUUUUCUCUCUUUUUUUUUUGUUAACAAACAACGGGAAAUAUAAAAGUUUCCUAGAAACCGUUCGAAUUGAAGUUAGGAGGCACCAGUGUGUGCUUUUUUUUCCACUGACGAUGUAUUGCAUGGUCAAUAAAUAUUCACGUGUCCCUUUGUGCGCACCUUGAUAGAUAGAAAAACCACACAGGACUCAUGCAAAAGCAGGCAGUUGAUUAUUCUCACCCUUCCUGCUAGUUUGACCCGCAUGGAGGGAAAACGUGUGGAAAAAAAGUUCACUUUGUAUUGAGCCGCUUAAAUAGAUCUAAAAACAAGUUGUUACAGGAAGGAAAAGUUUUUUGGUUAAUGCGUUUUUUCGCCUCCUCGAUAGUUACACCAUUAGUUUGAUUAAGUGCCUUGAAGCAAAUGGGAAUAAAUGAAGUAUUUUUGAAAUGGGGUGUGGAUCAAGUACCGACGUCGUAAAAGGUACUAUUUACGAACAAGAAAAAGGACUGUCGUCUAAAAAUUCAAUUCCUAAUUCACGAAGUUCACCUUUACACGACAACAACAAUACAAAGUCAGCUUUACGUCAACCCUUGGCUUUCGAAGUGCCCAUAAAUGAUGAAGAAAAGUCUAUAAUUAAGAGGCAUCCUCCAAUGAGAUUUCAGCGACUCGAGGAGCAACAGUUGCCACAGCCCGAGGUGACCUUGGAAAUGUUGCAAAAGCGACAGGCAGAUGCUGAAAUAAGAAGGCGUAGGAUAUUACUCACGAGGGUGCAAUCUGCUCAACAAUUUCAACAAAAAGUUCGCACCACAUCGUAACUCCGAACAAUACUUUCACGCUGUGUUAUUGCCAAGUUUACGAUUUAUUAUCAAGUUUUACCCAUAUAGGUAAAGCUGUUCGACGUCAUGUAAGUUUCUGUUAUAAAAUUCUUAUCUACAAUUUUAUUUUAACGGUUCUCUUUAAAAUGAUGAUGAUAAUUCGAAAAAGAAAAAUGUACAUAUUUAUAAUAUAGUUAAUAAUAAAUUUGUAAAAAUUUUGCUAUUUUUUAGCAAAACGAAAAGUAAUAAACUAUUCAAUUUUAAAAUGAAAGUAUUUAUUGUGAUUUGUGACACAGAAAAAAAUUUAAUUUGGCCUUUCUUCCAAAAAUGGAUUUUAAAAUCAAGAAUAAAUUCGGAUCAAUGGAAGAAGACGAAGAUUAAACCAAAUCGAAAUCUCUCAAGAAACUGAAUUUUGGUGGAAUAAAAGGAAAAAACGAAAAGAAAUUUUAAUUUUUUAAAGGAUAGUGGAAAAA
Leptopilina heterotoma is the source of this 1332-nucleotide messenger RNA. RefSeq lists its product as uncharacterized. The record is from RefSeq and is a predicted model, not a curated record. The transcript has 5 exons. Lineage: Eukaryota; Metazoa; Arthropoda; Insecta; Hymenoptera; Figitidae. The coding region runs from base 491 to 859 and encodes 122 amino acids.